Molecule: messenger RNA, 792 nt
Organism: Notechis scutatus (mainland tiger snake)
Lineage: Eukaryota; Metazoa; Chordata; Lepidosauria; Squamata; Elapidae
Source: RefSeq, a predicted model, not a curated record
AUGGGAGCAUCUACGAUUUCUGAAGGAUCCUGGGGCCAGUUUACACUAACUCAGCCAGCCUCCCUGUCAGUAGCCCUUGGAGGCAGAGCUGUGAUCAGCUGUACAAGGAACACUGCAAGCAUCAACAAGUACCACGUCUCCUGGUACCAACAGAAACCCAAUGGUUUGCCCAAGCUGUUGAUCUUGAAGUGUGUGUUUGCUUUGCAACUUGCUAACCCAGACCAGAGUCAGAGAUUCAGCAAGAUGCUGGUAUUAGUGAUAGGCGACUUUCACAUCCCACACCGAUGUAGCAGCCUUCCAACCAAGUUUAAAAAGUUGCUAGUUCCAGGCAAGAUCCAACAUAUCCUUUGCACUGGGAAUCUUUGCACCAAGGAGAGCUAUGAUUAUUUGAGGACGCUGGCCGGAGAUGUCCACAUCGUUAGAGGGGACUUUGAUGAGGGCACGAGUUACCCCCAGCAGAAAAUUGUCACUGUUGGACAGUUCAGAAUUGGUCUGAUCCAUGGACAUCAAAUUAUGCCCUGGGGGGAUUUGGCCAGCUUGGCGAUCCUGCAGAGGCAGCUGGACGUGGACAUCUUAAUAUCUGGACACACUCAUAAGUUUCAGGCAGUAGAACAUGAGAAGAAGUUCUACAUCAAUCCUGGUUCAGCCACAGGGGCCUACAGUGCUCUGGAAAGGGAUAUAAUUCCUUCCUUUGUUCUGAUGGAUGUUCAGUCCUCCGUCAUUGUUACUUAUGUGUAUCAACUCAUCGGGGAUGAGGUGAAAGUAGAAAGGAUUGAAUACAAGAAAACUUGA